AUGGUGCAGUUCACCUACCGAGACCUCGUGAUCUCGCUGCCAUCCGGCGUCAACGCCACCGUCACCGACGAGGGCGUGCUCGAGAUACGGGGCCUCUCUCGGGCCGCUCCGAUCCGGAUGAAGCCGUGCGACGACGAAAGAGCGAUCAGCUCUUCAUGCACUCCCAGCGAGCGUCCGUUGCCGGCAAGCGGCACCCUGCACAAGCGCGCGCGCACAACCGCACCUUUGGGCUGCGGUAGCGUGCCGCUCUCGAGCGUCGACGGCGGCGACAUGAACGAGAGUGCGUCCUGUGGAAAGGCGGUGGAGCCGACCGUCUACCCCAACGGCGGGUGCAGCGACAGCGACGAGGAGUGCGGAGGCGGCGAGCAAGCACACGACGGGUGCCCCUCCGAUGACGACGAGCACCCCGCGGCGGUGACCAGCCAGGGGCUGUGGAAUGCGGCCAAGGCGGUGUUGGACGAAGGUGCGGAGAAGGCCGAGGUGCCGCCGCCGGUGCUGCCGCCGACGGCCUCGUUGCACGCCUUCCCCUUCCCUCCCGAGGCACCGCUGCGGCGGUGGGAGUGGCGCCCGGUGGAGACGACCGGCCCAACGCCGCCCGCCCGCUGGGCGCACUGCGCCGCUGCUCUCGGAGGCAAGAUGCUCGUGUACGGCGGCGAGGCCCUCUCCGCAGCGGGCGCCGACGGCCCGCCGCAGCUGAGCGACCUGCACGCGUUUGACGCCGCCAGCGGCGAGUGGAGGCGCUGCCAGGACGCGCCGCACGGCCGCGCGUGGCACACGGGCACCGUGGUGCGCGGCUCGCUCGACGGCUCGUCGGACAUCUUCCUUGUCUUCGGUGGCGAGGCGGCACGUCCGGCGGGCGGAGCCAAGGGCAAGGCCGCGGCGGGAGGCAAGCCGCAGUCGCUCUCCUCGAUGCUCUCGUACGACCCGGAGUUUGAGGCGCACAGGGCUUGGGAGGGCCCGGCCCUCGCCCCGCGCGAGGUCUGGUACGAGGCGGUGGACCGGGGCCACAGGCCCUCCGCCCGGUCCGGCCACGCCGCCUGCCUGCACGAGCAAAACGACGCCUCGCGCCUCCUCGUCUGGGGCGGCUUCUCCCACUCCUCGCGCCGCUUCCUCGAGCCGGCGCGGCAAAGCCACGGCCAAGACACGUCCGGACCCGCGACGCGACACGCCGCCACACACGGCUCCGCCAGACACGCGCCGCCCAGCACCGGCUGGCCGUCGUGGAGAGAGCGGCCGACGCCUGCCUGCCACCCCUUCCCGCGGCUGCAGGAGCUGCACGAGCUCGCCCCCUCACAUUAA
Emiliania huxleyi CCMP1516 is the source of this 1299-nucleotide messenger RNA. RefSeq lists its product as hypothetical. The transcript has 2 exons. NCBI's taxonomy places the organism in Eukaryota, Haptophyta, Isochrysidales, Noelaerhabdaceae. Gene Ontology annotation, molecular function: protein binding. The record is from RefSeq and is a predicted model, not a curated record. The coding region runs from base 1 to 1299 and encodes 432 amino acids.